CCUUGAGUCAUGAAGACUCGCUGUGGCUGCAUAACGGGAUUUAAGCGAAGGCGGAAGUAGAUGGCAGCAUAGCUCUUGUCCCGUUAGCUAGCGCCAGGUCCAUCGCCUGAAAACUCCUUGUUCGAGGAGACGCGAGGCCGCCCUGACAACAGACCCACCUAGCGAUUCACUCUGUCUUUACGAGUCGACAACCAUUAAAAAGAAGAAAGCACAGCUCUUUUAGUUUUAGCUAGCUAGCUUUCCGUCUCUCACGGUUUUAUUCAACCCCCGCUAUAGAUUCUUUACCAUGGCGGCGAGUGCGAAGAGAAAACAGGAGGAGAAACACCUGAAGAUGCUGAGAGAAAUGACGAGUUUGCCUCCCAACAGAAAGUGCUUUGACUGCGACCAGCGAGGCCCGACCUACGCCAACAUGACUGUGGGUUCCUUCGUCUGUACCUCCUGCUCUGGCAUCCUACGAGGACUGAAUCCACCCCACAGAGUCAAGUCCAUCUCCAUGACAACCUUCACGCAACAGGAAAUAGAGUUCUUACAGAAACAUGGCAAUGAGGUUUGUAAACAGAUCUGGCUCGGUCUUUAUGAUGACAGAACCUCUUCAGUACCAGACUUCAGAGAACCACAGAAAGUCAAGGAGUUCCUACAAGAUAAAUAUGAGAAAAAGAGAUGGUACGUGCCUCCUGAGCAGGCCAAGGUAGUGGCGUCAGUCCAUGCUUCCAUCUCUGGCUCCUCAAACAGCAGCACCAGCAGCACCCCAGAGGUUAGACCACUCAAGUCCCUGCUGGGGGAGUCGGCACCGUCUCUACACCUCAACAAGCACACCCCACCAAAUCAGUCUCCUGUAGUGAGCCGUGGACAAACCCAGCAGCAGCAGCUCCAUGACAAGAAAUAUGACCUCCUCAGUGACUUGGGUGGUGACAUCUUUGCUGCUCCGCCCAACAUGAAUGCAGGCGCCAGCUCCAGUUUUGCUAACUUUGCACACUUCAACAGCCACACAAUGGCACAGAAUACCAAAGGAGAGGCAGACUUUGCUAAUUUUGAUGCAUUCGGGAACACUUCUGGGUCGACAGGUGGUUUUCCCUCUGCACCCCAAGCACCAUUUCAACCCCCAAAUACAGCGUUCACUGUGCUCUCAUCCAGCCGCAGUAUGGGUGAGUUUGCCACUGCUCUUCCUCUCCAGUGUUCACACAGUAGCGCCUCAGGGGGACUAGCAAAUGCCAGUUUUGCAAAUUUUGAGAACUUCCCCAAAUCGUGUAGUGCUGACUUUGGAUCCUUCAGUUCCUCCUCCCAGAGUAACUCCACAGGAGCUGGCAGAGACGUUGUACAGAGUACUAACAUUUCUGCCGAUAAAUACGCAGCCCUGGCUGACCUGGAUAACAUAUUUAGCUCUGCCAAAACAGAGCCAGGAGGUGGUAUUCCUGGUGGGGUGAGCUCAGCAGCAGCAGCAGCAGGAGUGGGUGGUUUGCCUCAGAAACAGCCAGCAGGUGGAGACCGCUAUGCUGCUCUAGCUGAGCUUGAUACAGUCUUCAGCACCUCAGCACCUGCCACCAUUGUUUACAAUACCACCAGCACCUCACAAGGGAGUGUGUUUGGCUCAGAGACGGGGGUGUCAACAGCACAAAUACAGCAGGCUGUGCCCAGCAUGGCUCAGGGUUUUGGAGUACACCCAACCAAUCCAUUUGUAGCUCCUGGUGUUGUCCCAGCAGCAGCUCCAACCAACCCAUUCCAGUGCAAUGGCAGAGCAGCAACUGUUGCAGCUGCAGCAGCACCAUUUGGCACAGGCUCCAUGAGUAUGCCAGCUGGAUUUGGGAAUACUGCAGCCUUCAACCUCCCCACCAGCUUUAGUGGAACGUUCCAGCAACCCUUUCCUGGUCAGGCUCCCUUCCCUCAGCCUCCCGCCUAUCCCCAGCAACCCAACGGUGUGUGUCAUGUAGACAAUAAUGGCUAUGGUGGAGGAUUUCCAGCCUUCGGCCAGGCCAAGUCUGUUGCAACUCCUUUUGGGCAGGCAAUGGCAGGACCUAUGGUCUCUAGCAACCCUUUUCUGGGUGCGGGUCCACCUGCGCAGUAUCCAGCUGGAGGCUCUUCCACAAACCCCUUCUUAUAGCGGUCCAUCAUGUCAGCUGCACUACAGGGUCAACAACUGGCACGCUUGCACCUAUUGCACUGUUUUUGUUUCACAAGUAGCUUUAAAAACACAAUGUUUGUAAGAAUUUGUAUUUUCUAUCGCAGUUUGUCAUAAAUGGAACAAUAUGCGACACAGUCGUGCUGACACUGUCGAAGGCUACAAAACAGUGAUGGUGUGUGCAGAGGGGGAGGUCGAUGCCCUCCCCUUUAUUUAACCUGUGAACUAGCCUGGCCUCUACUGAGCCACAAUGUAUAAUCGAACUGGUUGAAAACUAAGUUAUUGCAUACAGUAUAUCCCAUUCAUUAUGCUGCAAUUCUGUACUUUUUUUUUUCUUUUAGGAAAUUAGCUCUUUGUGCAUAUCAGUAUUUGUAUCUAACACACAGAAUUUGCUAAGACAGAACUGUUGCUUUGAAAAGCUAAUGGGUACUGCCAGUUACUGUAUUUGUAAAGAACCAAACUAUUUGUGCAGGACCCUUUUAGAUAAACUGUUCUCACUAAGGAAAUGAAUAUAUUCUGUUAUCAAGGUGGGGUUAGGGUUAGGAGGAGGACUGAAUGCUACAUCAGGGAUGGGUGGGGUGGGGGGCUCGUUUCUCUGUUGUCUCCGCCCUGCUGACAGAGUUGCAACACUUCAAAUGACAGUCAGAAGAAAUGGCUGAUGAACUGAAAACCACUUACUUGCAUUGGGUAUUAAAAAAGUUUAAGUUAAGGUGUAAAUAUAUACAGUAUAUAUAUUAAAAUGAAUUUUAAGUAAAAA
Haplochromis burtoni (Burton's mouthbrooder) is the source of this 2873-nucleotide messenger RNA. It is a transcript of the gene agfg1a, whose product is annotated as ArfGAP with FG repeats 1a. Gene Ontology annotation, molecular function: GTPase activator activity. Lineage: Eukaryota; Metazoa; Chordata; Actinopteri; Cichliformes; Cichlidae. The coding region runs from base 287 to 2098 and encodes 603 amino acids. The transcript has 14 exons. The record is from RefSeq and is a predicted model, not a curated record.